Messenger RNA from Actinia tenebrosa (Australian red waratah sea anemone), 809 nucleotides. RefSeq lists its product as uncharacterized. The record is from RefSeq and is a predicted model, not a curated record. Lineage: Eukaryota; Metazoa; Cnidaria; Anthozoa; Actiniaria; Actiniidae. Gene Ontology annotation, molecular function: protein binding.
GAGGAAACUGCAUGAUGCCAAAUAGUUGUUAUUUUAAUUCCCAGAGGGACUUCGACAUUCCUUGUAGUGUCUUGUGAGAAGCCAAGUUACAACCAAUUUUGAGUCGUUUUCUAGACUGUUCUUGGAACAAAGAUGUCUGCCGAAGAUUGGAAUGCUGUUCUUGAUUACUGGUUUGGARGGGGUGACCCUCAAAAGAGACCAAAAUGGUUUGGUGGGGGGGACCCAGCUGCUGAAGAAAUCAGACAAAAAUUUGGACCUCUUGUUGAGAAGGCAAGGAAUGAUGAGUUGAAGCAUUGGGAAGAAGAUCCCAAGSGAACAUUUGCACUCAUCUUGUUACAGGAUCAGUUCUGUCGCAGUCUCUAUAAGGGAACUCCAAAAGCAUAUGAUAGAGAUCCUUAUUGUGUUGAACUUUCAAGAAAGUUUCUCGAGCAGAAGACACAUGACCAUCUACAAAUCAGCCCUGCCGGUCGUAUGUUCCUUUAUCUUCCCUUUGAACAUGCAGAAGAUAAGGAGACCCAGGCACUCGCAGUGGAGUUGUUUACUAAACUGAAGGAACAUGCAAAGGGAACCUUUGAUGAAAAAAGUGCAGAAUUCUGGCUUGCUUAUGCACAGAAGCAUAAGGAAAUUGUUGAUCAGUUUGGGCGAUUCCCCCAACGCAACAAGUCUUUGGGUCGAGAGGACACACCCGAGGAAGCAGCCUGGCUUGCAAAUCCCCCACCUGGAUWUAUAUUUUAGUAUGCAUGAUUCAUUAUGGUCUUGGAAAUCAAUUUUGUAAUCAAUUUUGAAAUAAAAAAUAACUUUUACUGACA